AAAGCCGACAUGGACCGAUGGCUCUUCAGUACACGUUCAAUAUGCGUGGUGAAAAGAUGUCUCAACCAACACAUAUACAGCUCGCCUUUUUCCUGUGCCUUACGCUUUCGGUUCUCGUUGGAUCACUGAAUGCAGAAUGCUGCAAAGAUGGCGAGAUAAAGAUCGACGAGGAUGAUUGCACCAAGUACUAUGUCUGCUGCACCGGCAAGUUCGUUCAGAAAUCUUGUGACCCUGGUGACUGGUGGAACUGGGCUUCCGGCAAGUGUGAAACAGAUAACGGCGAGUGCAGCUGCGGCGAGACCCCGACUUGUACCGAAGGGGAAUUGAAAGAGAAUCCUGCAGACUGCGCAGCAUAUCUCGAGUGUGUGAAUGGAAUCUUUGUGAGUCAGAAGUGUGCCGAUAAUUCGUACUUUAACGUCACUCUGGGAAUGUGCGUUAUUGACGAAAACGGAGUGUGCGUUGGCUGUGAGGAGGGAAGCACUGAUGCGGACUCCGCAGACUGUACCAAAUAUAAAGUCUGCUCCGGUGGAAAGUUCGUAUCCAAAUCGUGUGGCAUCGGAGACUACUGGAACGCGCUUAAGUCCGAGUGCCAAAGGGACAAUGGAGAGUGCAAUGGAAACUCCACCUGCACAGAGGGAGAACUGGAGGCGGAUCCCACAGACUGCGCUGGAUAUUGGGACUGUAUCCAAGGAAACCUUGUGAGUCAGAAGUGUGCCGAUAAUUCGUACUUUAACGUCACUCUGGGAAUGUGCGUUAUUGACGAAAACGGAGUGUGCGUUGGCUGUGAAGAGGGAAGCACUGAUGCGGACUCCCAGACUGACCAAAUAUAAAGUCUGCUCGGGAAAGUUCGUAUCCAACGUGUGGCAUCGGAGACUACUGGAAUCCAAGGAUGGAGAGUGCAUGGAAACUCCACCGCAGAGGGAGAACUGGAGGCGGAUCCCACAGACUGCGCUGGAUAUUGGGACUGUAUCCAAGGAAACCUUGUGAGUCAGAAGUGUGCCGAUAAUUCGUACUUUAACGUCACUCUGGGAAUGUGCGUUAUUGACGAAAACGGAGUGUGCGUUGGCUGUGAGGAGGGAAGCACUGAUGCGGACUCCGCAGACUGUACCAAAUAUAAAGUCUGCUCCGGUGGAAAGUUCGUAUCCAAAUCGUGUGGCAGCGGAGACUACUGGAACGCGCUUAAGUCCGAGUGCCAAAGGGACAAUGGAGAGUGCAAUGGAAACUCCACCUGCACAGAGGGAGAACAGGGCGUGAAUCCCGCUGACUGCGCUGGAUACUUGGAGUGUAUCCAUGGAAGCUUGGUUGCUAGAAAGUGUCCAGACUUGAACUACUUCAAUGUCACACAGAAGCAGUGUGUUUUGGACACCGAAGGCGUGUGCAUCAGCAAAGUCUGCGACCCAGAGUGCUGCGAUAAGCCCGACAAUUGGAUGGGGCCUGUAGAUAAUAAUUGUUCUGCCUUCAUUCAGUGUGUCAAUGGCAUCAAAUAUGAGCAAAGGUGUCCGAAUAACCUGCAGUUCAACAAUAUCACGCUUGGCUGUGACUUCCCUGAGAAUGUGCAAUGUGAGGACGGGUCUGCGCCACCCAGCGGUCCUAAUGCCGGACCAUCUGGCAUCGCAUGCGAAAGCCAGGGUCGUUGUGUUGGCAAGAGGGACGGAACCAUGUUCGGCGAUGCCAGCAAUACGUGUAGCAACGCCUAUGUGGUCUGCCAGUGCGAGUGUGAGGUGGAGCUCAGCUGCAGCGCUGGUUUGAUAUACAAUCCGCAGUACAAGGUCUGCGAUUGGCCCGCAAAUGUGAAUUGCUAAAUAAUUCAAUAAACAUAUAUUUUUGACAGCGCA
Molecule: messenger RNA, 1835 nt
Organism: Drosophila obscura
Lineage: Eukaryota; Metazoa; Arthropoda; Insecta; Diptera; Drosophilidae
Product: tenascin
Exons: 2
Cellular component (GO): extracellular region
Molecular function (GO): chitin binding
Source: RefSeq, a predicted model, not a curated record